UAGACGUCCAUCGAAUGUCGAGUAACGUAUUUUGAAAAAGGUUUUAGUUAACAGAAAACCAGCAGAAACCACAGUACAAUUCUUUGUAAAGUGUCAACAUGAAAGUUUUGAUCUGUCUUACUGCUUUAAUAGCAUUAGUGUCCAGUGCAGCCAUCCAUUAUGUUAACAUUAACGAGGAGGAGACAUCACUGCCACGUUUAGUGGAUGGCCGUAUUGUAGGUGGAAAAACUGUACCAAUCGGUGCGCAUCCACAUCAGAUUAGUUUACGUUACAAAUCCAUCUUUACACCAGAAAAUGCUUAUAGGCAUAGAUGUGGCGGCAGUAUUUAUGCUGAGAAUGUUGUUAUAACAGCUGCUCAUUGCAUUAUUAGUACAGUUCCCAGUCAAUUUCAAGUUGUUGCAGGCACAAAUUACCGUCAAGGCUCCGAUGGCGCUAUUGUACCAGUGAAAGAGAUAAUAAUGCAUGAGAAUUACAAUCCCGAUACUUAUGACAAUGACAUUGCUGUAUUGAUUUUGGGUUCACCAUUACCAAUCAACAAUUUGACUAUUAAAGCAAUCGAUUUGGCAGUUGAAGAUUCAAUAGAUGGUCAAAACUGUGUUAUUUCUGGUUGGGGUACCACAACGGAGGGUGGUAUAGCUGCAGAUUCAUUGCAAGAAGUAACUGUACCAAUUGUUAGUAAUGAAAUCUGCAAUAAGGACUAUGAGGGCUUGAUAACGGAUUCUAUGUUAUGUGCCGGACGUCGUGGAGUUGGUGGUAAAGAUGCUUGCCAAGGUGAUUCUGGUGGUCCAUUACUCGUUAACGGCAAGUUAGCUGGCGUUGUCUCAUGGGGUUAUGGUUGUGCUAGACCCGAAUAUCCUGGUGUAUAUGCUAAGGUCUCUUAUUUGCAUGCUUGGUUGUUAGAAAAAAUUACGCCUCAUUUAAAUUAAAGUAAAAACUUUAAAAUUAAGAAAAAAAAUU
Molecule: messenger RNA, 957 nt
Organism: Teleopsis dalmanni
Lineage: Eukaryota; Metazoa; Arthropoda; Insecta; Diptera; Diopsidae
Product: trypsin zeta-like
Exons: 2
Coding region: 99-926 (275 amino acids)
Biological process (GO): proteolysis
Molecular function (GO): serine-type endopeptidase activity
Source: RefSeq, a predicted model, not a curated record